UUUCCUUCUCCUCUCUCUCUGCUUUGUUCAAUUUCUCAUUGUCGAUGAACUUAACCUGUAGUUUGUGGAUUAGGGUUUUGCAUUUUACAAUUUUCAAUUUUUAUUUUAUUUUUUUCCUUUGCUACAGCGGUUGAAGGAUAGAUUAUUAUGGUCACUGAUGUGCAUGAGGAAGUGCAAGAGGAUGAUAAACCUACAUUUGAACCUCGAUCGUCGCAUUGGUUAUGUCAAAUCUUUUUCUCCAUUCAGAGGCGUCAGUUUGAGCAAGUAAAAGAAGCCGUUCCUAUGAUUCUUAAUGUAUUGAAGGCUGUGUCUUUGGAGUCAGAUGAAGCAGACCUUGAGGGUGUAUUUGACAGAGCUGUUCAGAUUGCAAAUUCUAUAUGUGAAGUUUGCAAUAAGAGAGUGUUGCAAAGGAGAAGCUCCGAGAUCUUCUUGGUCUAUAUGUCCUGCAGUGCUUGGUAGAUUUCUCUGUAUUGCAUUAAAAUUUUAUAAUUAUUCUUAUUUGUAAUUCUUUCCCAAAC
Molecule: messenger RNA, 518 nt
Organism: Gastrolobium bilobum
Lineage: Eukaryota; Viridiplantae; Streptophyta; Magnoliopsida; Fabales; Fabaceae
Product: aberrant root formation protein 4-like
Exons: 3
Coding region: 148-459 (103 amino acids)
Cellular component (GO): cytoplasm
Molecular function (GO): ubiquitin-protein transferase inhibitor activity
Source: RefSeq, a predicted model, not a curated record